GAACCACACCCUGGGCAGCUGGAGGGGAGGUUGGGUGGGCGGUAGCCGUAGCGAACCGCCAGGCCGUCCCGAAAAGCAUCGCCGCUGAGGUCGGUCUGGUCGCUGCACGACGGCAUGGCCGUGAGCCACGCGUGCGUCUUGGCCUCCUGCGCGCGCCGAGCAGCUCGUUGGCGUCCUGGGGGAAGGCGGGCGACACCGUCGUCGAAGCGCUCCUUGGCCUGUGCGUCCGCCCGCCUCUUCCCCUCGUGAAUGGCCGUGUGCAUCUGGAGGCGGUGGAUGAGUCAUACACAAAGGACUGGCUAAUGGGUAUGUCCUUGCUUCUCGUGUGCAUGUGUUAGGUGACGUGUUCAUUCUACAAACGGCCUUGAUCCAUCUCAGUGGAUCCAUCGCCACACUGAGAAUGAUGUUUUGCGUUGCUAUUCUCUGUUUGUUGGUCAUGGCCGCCGCCUUCAGUCCCCCUCACUCCAUCAUGGUGCACAAGCCCCUCCCCACGACCAGCUCCCGGCCCCUUACCCGUCAUCACACCAUCACCGCCAGGCUCAGCCUUAAUCCGCGCCAGCUCAUCCGCCGGUUUACCCGUCGGUUUCGGCGUAUGCGACGUCGGCCGGCCAAGCGAGUGGAGGUCACUCAGCUGCGGCAAGAGGAGGAGAGCGUGUAUGAGGCUCUGUCCACGGCGUACCAGGGCGUGGCUGUGCUCAAGGAUCAGGAGCUCGACCAGAUGCGCAUAAUGUGGGCAAUAGAAAUGGGGUCCCUCAACUCUGUGAUGAUCUUCCAGUGAAAAAGCGCGACACAGAUGCUCACAUUGCUGCCCUCUGCCGCAUUGUCAAAGAACGACCCAUCGACACGGUCCGUAAGUACUUUGCGGCCAAAGCCAACCACACGCACGUACACCUGGUGUGAUCCAUUCCUUCUUAAUCAGGAGAUUGAUCGGAAGCUGGGCGUGCUUGUGGACGCCUAUGAGCAGUGCUGCCAAGACAAUCGGUCGUUCGUGGAGUUCUAUCAAGACAUGUGGCGUGAGCUAUCAAAAGGUACGUAAGGACGGCCACAGACAGGACGACAGGCACAUGACGCACAUACGGACGGGCAGGCGUAAGUGCGUAUAAUGCGUGCCAUUCACUGUGUGGUGUGUCGAUAUUGCCUACAGCCGAGCACAAGGUGGCGAGCUGCGCGCCGCCCGUGUGGAUCACAACCACGGACCAUGAUGACUUCAGCCGCGCAAUGGUCAGCCAGCAGGCCAGCCCGCCAGCCAAGUGUGACAUAUGGAUGACAUGGUGUGUAUGUGUGUGUGGCUGGAUCAACGCCAUCGUCCAUCCAUCGAAGGAGAUUAUCUGUGCGGCAUUGGAUCUGGGGACACAGCGCCGCGAUGUGGGCUGGAUCAGGGCCAUGAAUGGGGAGGGCAAGGAGGAGAGGGAGGGAGGGCCAGGCUCAUGGGAGUACCUGGAGCGACACGGACUGCUAGACAAGUAUUACGAGGAUCUGGAGCGGAAGAUUGAGGAGAACCAGAAAUUGGCAGCCGAGGAGGCCCAGCAAGACGCGCUGAACAAUUUGCUUGCAAGAGCCCCUCGCGCAACGCCAGUGAAUGACUAACUCGGCUGGACGUUGUUGAUUUCUCUGUCAGAGUCUGUCUUUCAUACAUGCGAUCAGUACUGUGUAUGCUGCGUGUUGGUGCUUUCCGAGUAAAUUAUUUUUGGCGCCGCGAUAUGCAAGAACACAUAGUCUCACAGCUUCAUGGUAUGAUAUGAAUGGAUGUGGAAAUACAGGCACAGAGUCUGUCGGUCUCUCAUGAAAUCAAGUGUG
Vitrella brassicaformis is the source of this 1797-nucleotide messenger RNA. NCBI's taxonomy places the organism in Eukaryota, Vitrellaceae. The record is from the annotation of a GenBank genome assembly.